UUCCACUCCAACAAGAUGAAAGAAACUAUCAUGAACCAGGAGAAACUCGCCAAACUGCAAGCACAAGUGCACAUUGGUGGGAAAGGAACUGCUCGCCGAAAGAAGAAGGUGGUUCACAGAACAGCUACAGCAGAUGAUAAAAAACUUCAGUUCUCCUUAAAGGAGUUAGGGGUAAACAAUAUCUCUGGUAUUGAAGAAGUGAAUAUGUUCACAAACCAAGGAACAGUGAUCCACUUUAACAACCCCAAAGUUCAGGCAUCGCUGGCAGCGAACACUUUCACCAUUACAGGCCAUGCUGAGACAAAGCAGCUGACAGAAAUGCUACCCAGUAUCUUAAACCAACUUGGUGCAGACAGUCUGACUAGUUUAAGAAGACUGGCUGAAGCUCUGCCCAAACAAUCUGUGGAUGGAAAAGCACCACUUGCUACCAGAGAGGAGGAUAAUGAUGAAGUUCCAGAUCUUGUGGAGAAUUUUGAUGAAGCUUCCAAGAAUGAAGCAAACUGAAUUGAGUCAACUUCUGAAGAAGAUAAAACUUAAAGAAGUUACUGGGAGCUGCUAUUUUA
Mustela erminea (ermine) is the source of this 563-nucleotide messenger RNA. Its product is annotated as transcription factor BTF3-like. Gene Ontology annotation, cellular component: cytosol; nascent polypeptide-associated complex. NCBI's taxonomy places the organism in Eukaryota, Metazoa, Chordata, Mammalia, Carnivora, Mustelidae. The coding region runs from base 16 to 504 and encodes 162 amino acids. The transcript has a single exon. The record is from RefSeq and is a predicted model, not a curated record.